GUCACCUCGUGGUCGUGAUACUAUCACAACACGAUGGCAGAGUAUCCGCUGGACGAUAAGAUUGACUCGGCUCCUGAUGGGAACAUGAAUGAGAACACGAAGACAAUUCACAGACAGAAACUCGUCUACAGUGUGUGUCUAUGCGCAUCGUAUCUUACCUGCGGAUGGAAUCUCGCCCAGAUCGGCUCCGCCCUCCUCGACCUCAAACAGAUCACCUCCGUUUCACUGGAAGCCGCCUCCCUGUAUCAAACAUUUUUCAAUGUCGGUUAUUUCGCCGGCUCCCUGCUGUGUGGUAUCAUGUAUAAGAGGAUAAACAAGUUCUUAUUCCAAUUUAUCUCCCUUCUUGUUGUCGCCAUUGCACUUGUUAUCAUUCCAUGGUGUCACGUGCACGCCGCCAUGGUUACGGCCCAUUUUUUCGUCGGCCUGUCAGGGGGCAUCAUUGAUUCAGUGGUAAACGCCGAGAUGUUGGCAGUGUGGGGAGAAAAGGGACUUUCGUACGUGCAGGCGAUGCAUUUCGGCUACGCUUUUGGCGGAAUUAUCUCCCCUGUGAUAACGGCUCAGUUUUUGGCGCCAACACUUGAUCAUCAUCGUGACGUCAUAUUUUCAACAACCAAUUACAAUGCGUCUUACAUUAACAUCACAAACAUAUUAGGCAAUCAUAACUUGAUUGGUAACUUGACAAGCCAAUCGGCGCUCUAUGUUAAUAAUACAGUUUAUUCGACCAAUCAAAGCAUCUUUCGCGAAAUAUCAACAUCGCUAAAUUCUACCCGGAACUCCCCGACUGUUUUCGCCCCUUUUUAUAUCACUUCGCAGGUCUAUAUAGCAUAUAGCAUUUCUGCUUGUUUAUGCACACUUAUCGGAUUACCUUACUUGGUAAUGUACUUCACCUUUGACCUUACAAAAAUAAGGUCAGGGCGUGUACCGAAAGAGGAAAACUCAACCCCGAAUAUUACAAGAAUUCCUAAAAUACUAGUCCUUAUAAACUUUGGAUUAAUGGCUGGAAUAUAUGUCGCCAUUGAAGAAUCAUUUUCCGGAUUCUUAAAUGCGUUUUGUGUCAACCGUCUUGAUUGGUCGAGCGUUGAUGGGUCCUAUGCAACGUCUGUUUUCUAUGGUUGUUUUGGAUUCGGUCGUCUGGUAGCUGUUCUAUGGGUCAAGUAUCUAAAUCCAAAGAAAUUUUUAAGUGUGUUUUGUGUAUUGUUACUGUUAAUGUUUGCAAGUAUUUUGAUUUGUGGAGUAUAUUACUUCGAUAUUGGGAUGUGGCUGACGGCUGCCGCUACCGGGUUGUCCAUAGCGGUGAUUUACCCGACCGUGUUUACAUGGACGGAGGAAGAUUUCCUACCGGUGUCGGGGAAAAUAUCGUCCUUCUUUAAUAUCACUUCCGCUUUAGGCGGAACUAUCAACCCAAUCGUCAUCGGUACUUUAAUGGACGUGUACAGCCCACUAUGGUAUGCAUAUUUACUGAUGGGAGAAUCGGCCCUCUUGCUGAUGACGUGUAUGUGUGGGAUGGCGUUGUCUAGGAAACUACGGCCACAAAAACGGCAAGGGAGACAAUUCGAGCCCGCCGAUCAGGAAAAUAGAUUUAUUUAAUAUAGAACAAAAUAACAAUGUAUUCAUGCUCACCUGACAUCGAUUACAGAACUAUAUCAACGUCGUUUCAUACUCGCAGAAUAUGAACCGACCAGGUUUUCAUUGCAUUCAUAGUACAGUACAUUUCACCUAAU
This is a messenger RNA of Mizuhopecten yessoensis (Yesso scallop), 1721 nucleotides long. Its product is annotated as sodium-dependent glucose transporter 1A-like. The coding region runs from base 34 to 1587 and encodes 517 amino acids. Gene Ontology annotation, biological process: transmembrane transport. The transcript has 3 exons. The record is from RefSeq and is a predicted model, not a curated record. Lineage: Eukaryota; Metazoa; Mollusca; Bivalvia; Pectinida; Pectinidae.